This is a messenger RNA of Phaeoacremonium minimum UCRPA7, 1068 nucleotides long. RefSeq names its product putative cation diffusion facilitator family metal ion protein. NCBI's taxonomy places the organism in Eukaryota, Fungi, Ascomycota, Sordariomycetes, Togniniales, Togniniaceae. Gene Ontology annotation, molecular function: zinc ion transmembrane transporter activity. Bases 1 to 1068 code for a protein of 355 amino acids. The transcript is spliced from 6 exons. The record is from RefSeq and is a predicted model, not a curated record. Gene Ontology annotation, biological process: zinc ion transmembrane transport; intracellular zinc ion homeostasis. Gene Ontology annotation, cellular component: membrane.
AUGAAUGACCUCGUUGGCUUCAUUGUCGCCCUCACUGCCCUAAUUAUCUCAGAGCGAGCAGAAUCGCCCCAGGAGUUGUCAUUCGGCUGGCAACGAGCUCAACUACUCGGGGCCUUUUUCAACGGCGUGUUCCUCCUCGCGCUCGGUAUCAGCAUCUUCCUGCAGUCAAUUGAGAGGUUCAUCUCGAUCCAACAUGUCGAGAACCCGAAGCUAGUCCUCAUCAUGGGCUGCAUAGGUCUAGGCUUGAACAUCAUCAGCGCCACAUUCUUGCACGAGCAUCACGGACAUGAUCAUGGAAGUGGCCACGGUCACAGCCAUGGAGACUCAAGCUCCGUCCACUCAGAUGGCAUCACCCAAGAAGAUUACGACAUGACCCCCAUCCAGCCUCACGCAGAGCACCGCCACAACGCAGCCAAGCUUAAGAGCCCCGGCCGCGACCUGGGCAUGCUCGGCGUGCUCACCCACGUCAUCGGCGACGCCCUCAACAACGUCGGCGUCAUCAUCGCCGCCCUGGUGAUCUGGCAGGCCGACUACGCAGCGCGCUUCUACGCCGACCCCGGCGCGAGCAUGGGCAUCGCCAUCAUGAUCCUGCUCACGGCGCUGCCCCUCGUCAAGAACAGCGGCGCCAUCCUGCUGCAGAGCGCCCCCCGCGGCGUCGACCUGGGGGACGUCAAGCACGACCUCGAGAAGAUCCCCGGCAUCGAGUCGGUCCACGAGCUGCACGUCUGGCGGCUGGACCAGAAGAAGGCCAUCGCCUCGGUGCACGUUGUGGUCUCCGACCAGUCCGUCUCCAACUUCAUGGAGAAGGCGCGCACCGUCAGCGAGUGCCUCCACGCCUACGGCAUCCACUCCGCGACCCUGCAGCCCGAGACGGCAGCCGGGGCGGCGGCGCUGGCGGCGGCGGCGGCGGCAGCAGCAGCAGCUCCAGCCGAGAGCAUCAACAAUGCCGUCGCCGAUUCCGCGAGCUCGUCUCUUAGAAGGAGAGGGCUCAAUCCAGCUGCCUGCCAGAUGGUCUGCGGUAAUCUGUGCGAGAACUUGAUGUGCUGCACUUCAUCUGUGCGAAUUUGA